GGGAAACAACACGAUUGCGGUGUCCUUCCACAUGUCGUUCUGGGUGCACCUGUCCCCGCUCAUGGUGCAAAUCGUGCUGGCCGUCGUCGCUACGCUGCUCGCCGAGACGAUGAACAACGCCGCGCUCAGCCGCAUACUGAUGCCCCUCACCGUCAACGUGGCCGCGACUACGCGUGUGCACCCGUUGUACUACGCAAUACCCGUGGCCGUGGGAGCCUCGACGAACCUGAUUAUGCCCAUCACACUGCCUUUGGUGGUGCUUCACGAGGCCGCCGAAGUGCCCUUGCGACACCUGUUGUUCGCAGGCGUGAUCAUGAAGACGGCCCUGCUUUUCACGCUCAUCCUCUCGAUGAACACGACCGGCCGGUUCAUCUUCGUGACGUCGCCGACUGUGAAGGCAUUCAACAACACCGCCACGGCAUCGCGCCAUGAAGCGCCCAAUUACUGAUCGACUGCCGUUGAAUGAGCGUUAUCGGCUCACCGCGACGUGAGCUUGUUCUUGCGUUUGAGUUUGAACAAAGAUUUUGACGAACCGAAAAAUGAUUUUCGGCGAAAAUGAACUACUCGAAUGAAGCUCGUGAUGUACGAUUAGAAUUGUGAACUGUGUUAAUUGUGAACUUGCGUAUGUAAACAUUCGAGUGGAUCGAGUCUUAUUUUUAUCGUUUCGUAUGCGCCGACCUGUGUUCUACGGCCUACGCCACUGACUUGCUGUAUGUGUCUGUAGGCGUCGUGGCGCUGUACGAUGCUGCACGACGGUUCCUUUAGUGCGUAUGGAGCGCAUGUUUUUGGGGAUUCAUGGAAAUACGAAAAAAUGUACCACUUGUCCUUUUUUAGAAAAAAUUCUUUUGAAGUGACGGCUACAAUUGACAGUUCGAAUGUAAUAAUGUUGGAGGAAUGGCUUUUAAGAGGUUUGGCUUGAAGUUUUCUGAACAUGAAAAACGAAAUGCUUCAGCGCAAUAGAACAGGUUUUGUUUUUUAUCAGGCGUGACGCUGAACCCUCUGUGGCUGGUGACGGCGCUGUUUGGUUGACAGCAGUGGUGAAAGAAGCAAUUACUUGUAUUUCCAAGUAACGCGUAUGCCCGGUGACCAAUGGCAGCCUGUUUGAUAACAUACUUUUCUGAAUUUAGGCAACCGCGGGGUGAAAUAAACGCUAAGCGAUAAAUAACUUUC
Molecule: messenger RNA, 1170 nt
Organism: Dermacentor albipictus
Lineage: Eukaryota; Metazoa; Arthropoda; Arachnida; Ixodida; Ixodidae
Source: RefSeq, a predicted model, not a curated record